Malus domestica (apple) is the source of this 1198-nucleotide messenger RNA. RefSeq names its product probable RNA-dependent RNA polymerase 4. Gene Ontology annotation, molecular function: RNA-directed RNA polymerase activity. The record is from RefSeq and is a predicted model, not a curated record. Gene Ontology annotation, biological process: siRNA processing. Gene Ontology annotation, cellular component: nuclear RNA-directed RNA polymerase complex. Lineage: Eukaryota; Viridiplantae; Streptophyta; Magnoliopsida; Rosales; Rosaceae.
CGGGCCAAUUCAAGGAAAGGUGCUAGUGUACCGGCAUCCAGGUUUACAUUUUGGUGAUGUUCAUGUUUUGAAGGCCACCUACGUGGAUGAGUUGAAAGAAUUUGUUGGAAAUAGUGGCUUUGCUAUAUUCUUCUCUCGCAAAGGUUCGCAUUCAGUAGCUGAUGAAAUGGGUGGUGGAGAUUUUGAUGGCGAUCUAUAUUGGGUCUCAAGAAACCCUCGGCUUUUAGAAUGUUUCAAACAAAGUGAACCUUGGAUCGAUACUUCAUCAACGCCCAAAGCUGCCACAACCUUACCACCAAGUGCGCUUUUGCCCGAUCAUAUAGAGGAUGCGCUCUUUAAACAAUUCUUGACAACUAGGUUUGAACCGAGUUUUGCGAUGAGUACGGCUUCUGACAACUGGUUGGCUUAUAUGGAUGAAUUUUUGACCAUGAGAGAUGGUCAUGAGAAAACCCUUACGAAUGCAAAAAUGCUGCGGUUGAUUGAUUUAUACUACGAUGCUUUGGAUGCUCCAAAAAAAUGUCGAACGGUCGAAAUCCCCAAUGAUUUGAAACCGCGGUUAUUCCCUCAUUACAUGGGUAAGCCCAAAUCGUACAAAUCAACUUCCAUUUUGGGAUCAAUUUAUGACGCGGUGGAGGAAUAUCAACCGGAAGACACUUCUGACAAAGUAGUGGAAAAACUUCCGUGUUUCGAUGUUGAAGACCUCUCCGAGCAGUGCUUGAAGAAGUGGUACGAACUCAGUACAGGAGUGAAAUGAACUCUGUCUUGCAAUACGAUGACAAAGAGGGCAAGAAUCAAGCUGCUGAUAAGAUCAUAAGACGGUAUAAAGAGAUUCUGUAUGGCUGUGAGGACUUCGAGAAGAGCACGAGGCCCUUGGAUGAAAUAUUCAACGAGGCACUCGCCAUAUAUCGUUUCGCGUAUGACUACGCUUGGAAAGUAAAAGAUGUAAGGAAAUGUGGGUUUGCAUGGAGAGUUGCAGGUUCAGCUCUCUGUAAGUAUUACAAGACCAAACACGAGGACCGCACGUUUGAAGUCUCGUUCUCUGUUCUCAAGGACAUCCUCUAAUGAAAGGGGUACGGGGCUCAAGAUCCUCGGCUGAAAUAUUCAUCUGAGGACCGAGGCACCCCCGUUAUGUAUAGUCUCUGUAUAACUUGUGAACGUGCUUGGAUGCAAGACGUGUGCAAGUAAAUGCUGUAUUAAU